GAAGUUCACCCAGAAGAUGUCAAAAGAUGCAGGCAACCCAGUGCAAGCAGAAAUGCCGCGAAUAUCCCGACUGGUGGAGAAUCAAAAUGACGAGCGUUUUAUCAACAACGACUAUCGAGAAUCACCGCCGAGGGAAGUUUUGUUUUGGUUGCGCCGGCGGGCAAGAGUAUUGUGGAGCUAUUCGAUGGUAAAAAAAUGUCUUCCGGUACUGUCCUGGUUACCCAAGUAUCAGUGCUCGUACGUGAUGUACGAUGUAAUAGCAGGUAUCACCGUCGCCUUAACUGCUAUCCCACAAAGCAUCGCAUACGGCAUCCUUUCCAACCUAGGCCCAGAGUACGGGCUGUACUCGAACGUGUUGGGUUGCCUGGCGUACGCUGUGUUCGGCAGUGUGAAGGAUGUUACGAUUGCUCCAACAUCGCUCACCGCCAUAAUGGUGCAAGACGUUGUGAAGGAACUGGAAUAUGGUACGGCCCUGCUCACGUUCCUGGCCGCUGUGGUAACUAUCUCUUUCGGUGUCUUAAAUCUGGGAGUGCUCGUAAGAUUUAUUUCUAUACCUGUUGUGAUGGGCUUCACAUCCGCUGCUUGUUUGACCAUCGGAAGCGCUCAAAUACGCUCCCUGUUGGGCAUUAAAACGCAAGGAAAGCGUAGCGACUUUGUUACCUCCUGGACAAACGUAUUCACCCAUCUGGAUGAAGUUCGAAUGGCCGAUUGUCUGCUUGGUUGUUGUUCGAUCUUUGUUCUCUGUUCUUUGCGGCUAACAAAAGACUUGGGCGAAGGGAGAUGGCGAACUUUUUUCAAAUAUUUUGCUUUGUUACGAAACGCACUGAUUGUAGUGAUAGGAGCCGCACUGGCAUACUGCCUGACGACGGAUAUGGACAAUCCCAUCUUUAACUUGACCGGCCACGUUCCGGCCGGAUUGCCCAGCUUUCAAGUGCCUCCGUUUUCGUACACGAAUGAAAACGGUACCGUGUACAGUUUUGUCGAUAUGUUACAUGUAAUGCGAACUUCGAUCAUUACAAUCCCGCUAGUUACCACACUGGAAAUUGUGUCGGUUGGCAAAGCAUUUUCGAAGGGAAAAAUUAUAGACGCCACCCAGGAAAUGAUUGCGCUAGGAAUUGCCAAUCUGCUCGUCUCGUUUUGUUCCCCAUUGCCCGUAGCUGGUUCGUUUACCCGGUCGGCGCUGAAUCACAGCAGUGGCGUUCGAACAACGAUGAGCUGUGCGGUAACGGCUGUGAUGUUGACACUGUCCCUGGCCUUGCUCACCAAUGCGAUAUACUACAUUCCCAAGACAACACUCGCAUCGGUGGUCAUUGCGGCAAUGCUGUUUAUGGUGGAUUACGAAGAAAUCGGCAACAUUUGGCGUACCAAAAAGCUGGACAUGAUUCCUUUUUUGGCAACGGCUUUGGCCUGUUUGUUCUACGAGCUAGACUACGGUAUACUGGUAGGCAUCGGCAUAAACUGUUGCCUAUUGCUGUAUCUGAUGUCCUGUCCCGGGCUAUCGGGAGAAGAGAUUCAGCUGGUUGGGCUGCGGAUACUGUUGGUCAAGAUUGAUCAAUCGCUUGCCUUUUCCUCUGCCGAAUGCUUACGUGAUUGGAUAAUGAAACGGAUUGUGCAGCGCGAUAACAUCGAUCUCGUGGUGAUUGAUGGACAGAAUGUUCAUUUUGCCGACACGACGGUAGUUAAGAACUUUGUCAAUAUCGAGGAGGAUCUGAAUACGCGACAGAUACGGCUCAUGUUAUGGCGCUUUCAGGCCAAUGUAGCCCUAGCGCUACUGCGCAUGCGAAAGGAACUUUUCAUCGGAAUGCUGCGAGCGGAUGUGCAGCUACAGGAUGCUGUUGCACGAUGGAAAUAUCUGAACCAAUUACCACUGGAUUCCAUCAACUGA
Anopheles maculipalpis is the source of this 1885-nucleotide messenger RNA. Its product is annotated as sodium-independent sulfate anion transporter-like. Gene Ontology annotation, cellular component: membrane. NCBI's taxonomy places the organism in Eukaryota, Metazoa, Arthropoda, Insecta, Diptera, Culicidae. The record is from RefSeq and is a predicted model, not a curated record. Gene Ontology annotation, biological process: transmembrane transport. The coding region runs from base 17 to 1885 and encodes 622 amino acids. Gene Ontology annotation, molecular function: sulfate transmembrane transporter activity. The transcript is spliced from 3 exons.